CGCGCCCCGGUGCCAGGGACCGAGGGAGGGGUGGAGGGAGCGCGCCGGUGCAAUGCCAGGGGGACGGGCUAAGCCCGCCGCCGAGUUACACAACCAGCCGGGGCAGCUCGCCCUGCAAAUGUGAGUUUCCCCGAGUCAGCCCGGCUCGGGGCAGCCCGCCUCAGCCCAGCCCUGGCCGAGCCCCUGCCCCCUGCUCCGGGCGCCUGGCUGCAGCGGGGGCUGGAAGAGACUCGCGUGACAUGUUUCCUCUGGGCAGGGGCACCGGGUGGCUUGUGGUGACCCUGGAGGCGGGGAGAGCGCCUGGCAUGGCAUUGAGCCCCCCUGCCCCUGGCAACGCAGCCUCCUCCUAGACGGGAACCCUGUGUUGUGUAAACGAGCUGAUGGAUGAAGAUGAGAAAGACAGGGCAAAGAGGGCAUCACGCAACAAAUCUGAAAAGAAAAGGCGAGACCAGUUCAAUGUCCUCAUCAAAGAGCUCUGCACGAUGCUUCAGGGUCAUGGCCACCCUCUCAAGAUGGACAAGUCCACAAUAUUGCAGAGGACCAUUGACUUCUUACAGAAACAGAAAGAAAUCACAGCACAGACCGAGGCCUGUGAGAUUAGACAAGACUGGAAGCCUUCGUUUCUUAGCAAUGAGGAGUUCACGCAGUUGAUGUUAGAGGCAUUAGAUGGAUUUCUCAUUGCACUUACCACUGACGGGAUUAUUAUUUAUGUGUCUGAUAGUGUCUCCUCUCUUCUUGGACAUUUACCGUCAGAUUUGGUGGACCAAAAUAUAUUAAACUUUCUGCCUGAGCGGGAACAGAGUGAAGUGUACAAGCUCCUUUCUCCACAUGUGCUCAUGACAGAUCCUGUUGCAGCUGAUGUUCUAAACCCUGAAAAGCAAAUAGAGUUUUGCUGCCAUUUAGCAAGGGGAAGCUUAGAUCCAAAUGAGCCCCUAACAUAUGAAUAUGUGAAAUUUGUAGUGGAUUUUAAAUAUUUUACUCAUGUGCCUACACCCUCCUGCAAUGGCUUUGAAUCAGCUAUCGCAAGAGCAUUCAGGUCAGCCACAGAAGAGCAGAUUUGCCUUGUAGCAACUGUUCGUCUUGUUACGCCGCAGUUUUUAAAGGAGGUGUGCAACAUUGAAGAGCCAUGUGAAGAAUUCACAUCGAGACACAGUUUGGAGUGGAAGUUCUUAUUCUUGGACCACAGGGCCCCGCCUAUUAUAGGGUAUUUACCCUUUGAGGUUCUGGGAACAUCAGGUUAUGAUUAUUACCACGCUGAUGACCUGGAGCUUCUCGCUAGGUGCCAUGAACACUUGAUGCAAUUUGGAAAAGGAAAGUCCUGUUACUACAGAUUCUUGACCAAAGGCCAGCAAUGGAUAUGGUUGCAAACGCACUAUUACAUCACGUACCAUCAAUGGAACUCCAAACCUGAGUUCAUUGUUUGUACACACCUUGUAGUGAGUUAUGCAGAGGUUCGAGCAGAAAGAAGGAGAGAUCUUGGCCUUGAGGAGUCAUCAAUCGAACUGGCAUCUUCUUCUUUGAAGAGUCACAAUAGUUACAUAGACAUCAGGCAAUGUGCAAACAACCAAGAAACCGGCAGGGAAAGAGUGUCUGUAUCCUCUCCUAGCUCCCGGCGAUCUUCGCACACGGCACUCUCCGACUCUGCAUCCACCUCAUCCAUGCGGCACACGGAGGCCAGCACUCCCACCAGGCAAUCAGUGCCAAUGGGUCAGCAGGAGAAGGCAUCGCUGAGGCUGGCCUCAAGUGGGAGCGCACAGGCAACAGUAACUCCUCAGGCACCCGCUGAACAUCUCACUCUGCACCAGGUGGGCCAGCCAGCAAUUCCCUCGCAGCAACCUGUGACGCCAGUGUACCACUUCCCAGCCCAGUUAGGGAUGAUGCAUCAACUAAAAGAACAGCUGGAGGAGAGGACUCGCAUACUGCAAGCUGACAUCAAGACACAGCAAGAAGAACUCCAUGUUAUCAAAGAGCAGCUCCAACUAGUGCAAGAUUCCAAUCUGCAGAUGUUGAUGCAACAACCUAUGCCCAUAGUCUUUAACAACGUACAGCAACAGAGCCCAAGAAGGCCAUCUCAACCACAGCAGCCUGGGGCGACCAGGCAGACCACAGCCAAGAAGUCUCAGCAGCAAGGCCUUAUGGGAUCCAAACACUACAGUGCCCCACACUUACCGUCACCACAUCAAUUCCUCAGGGAACCUUGUGUCACUUCCUCACAGGUACAGCAGCAACAGCACUUAAUGCGAGGCAGCCAGGCCCAGCCCACACGCCUGCCAGCGCAGACAAGCAUUUCGAUGCCCCUCUACAACAGCCCCAUGGUGUUUUCCCAAACUCAUCCCAUCACUGUGUCUGCUCAGAUGCCGACGGAAAUGAGUGAAAGGCAACAACCGUCCGACUACAGCCAAGAUAGGAGUCUCAGAAUGUUGUUAGAUCAGCCUGUCCAAGCCUUGAUGCCCAGUGCUAAUGGCAGUAAUCAGUCAUCACAAAACACUGCUGGCAGACAGCAAGCAAAAUUUGUUCCAGAACAACAGAUGCUGCCUCCCCCAUUACAGAUGCAGCCAAUUACAUGUAGCACAGUCAGGGCUCCUGCCCCUUCUCCUGUAUUUACUCCUUCAGUCAUGAUUCCACAGGCCAACUUCACUGCCCACCAGACGCAACUUCCAGUUCAUCUCCACCAAUGGCCACCCCAACAGCAGGUUCAGCAGCAGCAUCUCUACCUGCAGAUGCAAGCCCCUGAGUCGGUCCAGGGGAGUCAAAAUCAGCGUAUUUUCCAGCCAUCUCAUAUACCGCAGCAGAAUACCAUGGGCUACUUCCUCCAUCCACAGCAACAAAGCCACCAUCCGCAGGGUCAGUCCUGCAACUUACAGGACCUGCCUGAAAUGCAGCUGCCGUGAAAGCCAGGUCAUGACGAGAAGGUGACGAGUCGCAGCUGCUGUGCUGAGCAGGCGUCGGGGAAGGACGGCGAAAUUCGAGGAGAGAAGGCCCUCCUCAUGUGCCAGAGGGGUGAGGGUUAGCCCAGAGGGAAACAUGGCAGCAUGGAGGAAGGUCCCAGCAGGAGAGCACGAUCGCCAUAUGGGUACCUUGUUGAUUACCAUUUUUAUAUAUUCAGUCCUUGAUGCUGCACAGCGACGGUAUCAAAGCAAAGUCUGGAUUCAUUAAGCAACAGGACUGUUUGACUAAACACAGUUGAACUGUGAGCAGCUAGAACUCCGGUUCAUGUACAUCCUGUCAAGAGCGGCUAUUAAGUGCUAAAAAUACCUGGAGGCUGAAAUCAGGAUAGUCGGAAUUGGUUGUGGAGCUCUUGCCUGCCAAAGCUAGUCUGCAAAGGCAGUGACAGACUUGCUGAUCAAAAAUGGUUGACUUAAGCAGGAAAAUGAUCGCUGAAGCAUACAGUCAUAUAUGGCUGUUAUUGGUCACUAAGCCAUACGGCCUUACACAGCACAGCAUUGCAAUUCCUUUGGACUGCAAUCUGGAUUUCUAGCUGCAGGCAUGCUAUUAAUCAGGUCAGUGCAAAGAUCGCUUUGCAACUGAGAAAAUAUUUUCAAUUCAGGACAUCAAUGCUCCUUUUAAAUUUUGCUGAAAUUCACUGUGAAUUUAAGACCAGUGUUUGGAGCACGGAAACCUGUAAGAAUCAGCAGGGGCCCAUUUAAUUAGCAUCUACAUCAUUUGCUUUGUUGUAGUAGGUUCAUUGUGGAUUUUGGUUUCCUUUUUCCCUAUCCCUCAAUCCCAGAAUUUGUUUUUUCCAGAUGAUUGAAUAAUGCUGCUAAUUCCUGUACCACCACUCUUGCCUAAAUUUCUUACGGUUGUUUUACCAACUCACGUCGCCAUCAGUAAGCUACGGGUGCAGAUGAAUUUCUGUGGUUUUAGUCCCUGGAGCCAAGUAUUUUUCAGGGUGUACAGGCAAGGAGUCCUUACAUUCUCCAGUGGACCCUGCGGUACAUGUUUCUUUACACCUGAAACUCAGACAAAGGCAAACUUUGUGGUUUUGCUAGUUCAUGUUUCAAUUUGGCAAAGCUGAAAUUUAUACUAAGUGGUAUUCCAAGCCCAUAGGGUUAGCAAUAAAUUGUAUUUUUGUAAAUUGUCACUUUUUAACUAUGUGUUUAUAUUUAUGAACUGACAAACUGUCUAUUCCUCAGUGGGUGUAUAGUAAAGUGUCCCUACUGUUUGUGUCUUUCCAAAGGAAAAUGAAUAUUUAAUCUUUAGAUUUUUUUUUUUUUGGGGGGGGGGAAACUGAGUGUUAGAUUUGGGUAAUGCUUGAUCCCAAACUCUGAAGACAAUUUAAUACCAGCUUUCUGAGACAAUGCUUGGAUACUUCCUUAAAGGAAAAAAGUGAUGGCAAAGUCAUAACAUUGUGGCUGGCACUCGAAAUAGAGUUUAGGGAAAAGUUAUUGUCUAACCUCGAUCUAACCUAAUCAAUCUGCUCUUUCUAGGCCCUUUUGGGACCCCCUCCGUCACCAUGAUCGCGGGGUGCCUGCCUCUAGUAGUUGAGAUGAAACAGAUGAGGCUGAAAGCGUGGUGAGGUCAAGCUGGAUCAGUGGAGCUGUGCUCAGCACUGCUUGGAAAAGGUGACUGUAAGUCACCAUUGGUCUGCUAAACCUCUCACCCCUGUAAAGCCGGGCUCAUGCGGGAAUGCUUUAUUUUAAGCCAGCUCCCAAAGGCACCGUGGACUCACUGGGCGUAGGGCCACACAUUUCCCCCUCCCCUUCCCCAAGUCGCAGCCCUGUGCCACAGCGGGAUUUCCCGAGGCACAGGGCAUCCUCAGUGAGGCAGCUCUGCUGGUUUUCAGCCACUUUGCCCCAGUGGCUGCUGCGGUCCAGCCAAGAAUCUGCGUUAUGAUGUUUCUUUGGACACUUUAAAGGUGCAUGUUCGUUUCCAAGCCCGCCUGGGCGUGUUUGGUGCCCAGCCACACUCGGCUAUUGGGCGCCAGCUUGCAAAACUGUGACCAUGGCCUCUGAGCAGAGAAGGGGCUGAGCAUGCUUUAAGCGGGGUACCUGGCUUUGCCUAGCAGGGGUGUGGAGCAACUGGCGGGCUCAGGCUCACCACGGCUGCAGUCUGAGUGCCCUGCUGCUGGAGGCAAUACUCAGAGUACAUUUGUUUUCACCUUGCGUGGGGCAUUGAGAACCAUGUUAAUUAGAUGUAAACGUUUUAGCAUGAAAACUCAAGUCACCAAAGAGGAGAGCAGCACAGACAUUCCAUCAGGCCAUUCCCUGGCUCUGCACAGCCAUGCCGCUGGCAUCAGAAGAGACGUGUGUUAUCUAUUUUCAUAGCCUAGUUGUAGCACAACAAUGGCAGGGUGGCGUAAAUAGAAAAGAAGGGCGCUUAACAAUGAGAGGUCGAGGAGGCAGAGGCUACCCUUCCCCCCCCCCUCCGUCCCCCGCACUGUACGACCUGGGGCAAAGGCAUGGGCUGGAAUUGUCAAAUGUGCUGGCCGGCUCAGUGAGUGUAGCUCAAGGCAGCCAGGGGUGAAGGCAGGGGUUGCAAGUUGGGUACCAAAGACUAGGUGGCAAGACCAACAUCACAGCGCUCCUGUUAGAGUGUGUUUACCCCUUCAGCUGCCAGAGAUAUGUGAAUGAGAUUUUCCCCAACAAUUCCUUGUGACUGAAGCGUGUUGUAAUGUCAGAGACCUUGGCUGGAACAAUGAUGUGCAAUAGUAACCAACGUCCCAAUGACGUCCUCAAACUUCUACUAAAACGUUGUUUGUUGCUGUCUUUUACCUACAAGUACAAGGGGCAAAAAUUGUGCCCAUGGGUGAUCAUGGUGAUAGGCCAAAAAGUGGCCCCACGAGAGGACGUACCUCUUCGGGAGCCAUUGGUUGACCCACAGAGGCACGCCAUGUAGGUGAGUUGAGACACUCGCACUCAGCAGACGGGUCCAAAGCAGGAGUGGGCAAACUAUGGCCCGUGGGAUUGCCCCUCACCCCCAGUGGUGCCGCAGGCCCCACGCCGCUCUCAGAAGCGGCCAGCACCACAUCCAUGCAUUGCCCUUGCCUCCAGGUACCUUCGCCCACAGCUCCCAUUGGCCGGGAACGGGGAACUGUGGCCAGUGGGAGCUUUGGGAGGAGGUACCUGGAGGCGUGGCAAGGGCAGCGUGUGGAGCCCUGUGCCGCCACGCCCAGGGGCCGCAGUGCCGGCUGCUUCCUGGAGCAGCGGGGGGCCAGGCCCCCCCCCAACUCCCUGCUCUGAGCCCCCUGCUGCACCUCAACCCCCUCAUACAUCCCGCACCCCUCCUCUGCCUUAAUCCCUUGCCCUGAGCCUGUUCCUGCGCACGCACACACACACACACCCCCACUGCCACAGCCCUGCAUACAAUUUCCCCACCCAGAUGUGGCCCUCAGCCCAAAACGUUUGCCCACCCCUGGUCUGUAACUAAAAAGCACAUUGAAGUUAGGGUGUGUUUUGCUUGAGUCCUGCUUCGGGCCCAUAAGAGCCUGGUAAGUGAAUUCCUGCCUUGUGUCCAUUCCAGUGGUGUGUCAUACUACAGCAAAUGUGGCUGAAAGCGACUUGCUCUUAGCGUUCGUGCUUUGGGGCACAUGAGCCCUUCCUGCUGGCUGGGUGUGUUCGCAACCUCAUGCGCAGGGCUCCGAGUCCGUCACAGAUUCCCUGACCCUCGGGACUUCUGCAGGAGCCUGUGUGGCUGACUCCAGGGCCUGCUGCUCCAAUGGUGCCCCCCCCCCCCCCCAAAAAAAAAAAAAAUCCACACCAGUCGCUGCAGUGGUCCCCAGCGGGCUGGAGCAGCUGUGGGCCACUGGUCACAAGCACCUCCUCAGCAGCAGCGCUAGUGCAAGGCCCCCCCCCAAGAUUUAAUUAAAAAGAUAAGGCAUGGCCAGGUCACGGGCCGUGAAUUUUUGUUUAUUGCUCAUGACCUGGCCAUGACUUUUACUAAAAAGGCCCAGAACUAAAUCGUAGCCUUGGGAUGUGGCUUUGGCUAGGAAUGGGAUUCCACGGUAGACGUUUGUGCUUUCAAAUCCUGAUUGAUUAAAAAGGGCUGGGGGAGGGAGGAGCCAUUGGCAUGCAGGGUCCGGCUCUACUGAGGCUGGAGGUGUCCUACCCAGCUUGAGGUGAAGUGCACAGUGGCAGACUAGCCGCUGGACCAACGGGACCUGUGCCGAGCGGCCCCAACCAAUUAGGAGGGUCCCUUGAAAAAUGGACACCUCCACACACACAUACAGACCACUAGCCACUCCACCACCCUGGCUCGCCUGCCUGUUGGGGGAAGCCCCCACGUCCCGAUAGCAAGUGUGAAAAAUUGGGGUGGGGUGGAAGGGGUAAUAGGUGCCUAUAGCAGACAAAGCCUCAAAUAUCAGGACUGUCCCUAUAAAAUUGGGUCAUCUGGUCACCCUAUGCCCAGACAGGUAUGCCAGGGAUGGACUACAGGCAGAAGGGGUGGGGAGGCCCACAGCCCCACAAACCCCCCACCGCGGCCGCUUGGUACCUGCCACUAGUUUUGUUAAAAUGCUAAGGUAGCCUUGGCUGACUUCUGGCCACUUUGGUACAGUACUGCACUGGUGGACCUGUGCUCUUGGCAUGUGUUUCACUGGGGCCAAGACAUGGACAAAAAAAGUGUUACAGGAAACUGGCCAGUUAGUUAUUAUAGAGAUUAAUCAGGUUCAAAAAAGAACUAGGUAAGGUCAUGGAGGAUAGGUCCAUCAAUGGCUAUUAGCCAGGAUGGGCAGGGAUGGUGUCCCUAGCCUCUGUUUGCCCGAAGCUGGGAAUGGGUGACAGGGGAUGGAUCACUUGAUGAUUACCUGUUCUGUUCCUUCCCUCUGGGGCACCUGGCACUGGCCACUGUCAGAAGACCGGAUAUUGGGCUAGAUGGACCAAUAUGGCCAUUUUUACGUUCUUAACGCUUGUGGGCUUUCACACGCUCUCCCUUGCUAAAAUUAAGGUGGUGGCAAUACAGGUGAACCCCUGUGACGAUAGCCUUAUAGCUGAAACCAUCACUGUAAAUGCCCUACCACGCACGGCUCUUUUGGGGGUUUUUUAGCCCGUGUCAGACAGGCUUUUGACCGAAGCAUGUUGGUGGUGGACAGGGGCGGGUGCUAGCGUGUGCUGCAGCUGGUGUGAAAGCAAGGUGUGCCUAAGGGACUGGGCUGCUUGCUUCCAGUAGCCGCCACACACUCGUGUGCUGCUCCAUCAGUGACUGCCUGAGCAACCCUUUCCACAGCUGUUUGUCCUUUGAUUAGGUUGGCCCCCAAAGCCGUUCCUUUAACUGGAAAAUAAAUGAGCCGGCAGGGAAGAAAGAUGGGAGACGGGCUUGUACAAUGUAAAAAAAAAUAAAAACAAGGCCCAAAAAUUCAUUCUCACUCUUUGUGCAGCUGGGCUGCGGUCUCUGCUUUGGCGCUGUAAACCACUCUCACUUCCGCUGCAGGCAGUGAGGGGUUCUCUGCUUUACUCUGCACGAGACCGGCAGCUGGCUCCAGGCUCUCCCCUCAGGCACGUUGUAGCACCGAGAAAGCCCGUGUUUUAUAGAGAUAUCUGAGGCCGAGUCAAUGCAGUUGCCUUUGCUUAUGGAACACAGCUCUGGCCAAUUGUCCCGCUGAGACUUACCUGGCUGCUAGGUGCAAUAUGGCCAUCCUCGGCCAGCUCGUUGCGGUUGUGAAUGGCUGGGAGCUGUGACAAUAUGGCCUUGAGGGUAGCCGCUAUAUGUGGCUGGGGAGAUUGGGGUGGAGAAAGGAAAGAGGCUAAACGGUGGCCCUAGAAUGCAGGGUUUGGGACCCUUUUUUGGAUUGGCCUUUCAAAAAACAUGCACUUUAUUAAGAAGAAAAAAAACCCCACCCUUCCUUUCCACUGUCUAUCACCCCUGUUAGUGGAAUUUGGCCAAAAGAGUCACUGACAUGUUGACAAGCCCUGGCUAACACUGGCCAAGUCACUCUGACUCCUGUGAAGAAGCAGCUUUCAUGAAUGCACAUUCUUUCUUGCUGCCUUCAAGCUGCUCCUGGUUUUCAGACAAUCAUGAGCGCGCCAAACUGCUGAGGUCCUUACUCAGGUUUUACUCAGUUUCUGUUCAGUCCUUACUCAGGCAAUCUCCUGUCAACCCAACAGGAGCCCAGCCUGUGUAAAUACUGAAUCCAGACCUCAGCCGUUGGCCCUGAGCUCUCUCAAAGCGAGCCUCUUCAGGUUACCGUUGAUUUGUUUACCUCUGUGUUAGCUAUGACCUGUGUUUUUGUGACCUGUUUGGAAUUGCCCAUUGUCAACUGGUUUUGGUAAGCAGGUGGGCUUGUCCACUUACAAGGGGAUGCACCUUCUACCAGUAGUAGACUCUGGACUAUAGGUAUGCAACAGAGUGUACCCAAAGAUUGGUGCCAGCUCAGAGCGAUACCUCCUAAGUCAUAAACAUUGUCCGGCUUUCGAGUACACCCAUGUAUACACAUUUGGCCACACAAUUCCAGACCUCUGAAAACACAGGCAGCUUUAAUUCAAGUCUUGCACUUUUAGCAUAUUUGUACAUUAAAGCCUGGUACAUUAUAACCAGGCUGGUUUGACAAACAUAGUGAAACAUUCUUGUACAUAUUGUACUAUAUCCCCUGUAAAAACUUAGACUUGAGUAUGAAUAUUAGUUUAUUUUAUAUGAUGUCAAAUAUAGAUAAAUUUAUAAAUGUUAAAGUAUUUUGUAAUGGAAAAAAGGAAGUGUCUUAUGAAGACAGUUAGAUUUUGUCGUCGUCUUGCAUUACACGUCUCUGCGCAGCUCCAUUGGAUAGGAGCCGUCGCUUCUCGACAAGCUUUAACAGAUUGUACAUAGUAUUUUGGAAGAAAAUAAAAGUAUACUUUUAAGACC
Chelonia mydas (Green sea turtle) is the source of this 9771-nucleotide messenger RNA. RefSeq names its product PAS domain containing repressor 1 (gene PASD1). Bases 381 to 2891 code for a protein of 836 amino acids. Gene Ontology annotation, molecular function: protein dimerization activity; RNA polymerase II cis-regulatory region sequence-specific DNA binding; DNA-binding transcription factor activity, RNA polymerase II-specific. The transcript has 21 exons. Gene Ontology annotation, biological process: regulation of transcription by RNA polymerase II; circadian regulation of gene expression. Gene Ontology annotation, cellular component: nucleus; CLOCK-BMAL transcription complex; cytoplasm. NCBI's taxonomy places the organism in Eukaryota, Metazoa, Chordata, Testudines, Cheloniidae. The record is from RefSeq and is a predicted model, not a curated record.